AAAAUGACCACCCUGCCUCCCCUUCAGAUGACGCGCCCAAGGCUUAUGUCCAUAGCCAGCACAAAGCUGCCAUGUUCCAACAAGGUUCGAACCAUGCCAAGGUCCCAAUUGAUCAAAGAGAAAGAUGACAUAGAUAAUUAUCUGGAAAUGAAUUUCAAAGGAUUGUCAAAAGAGGAGGUUGCUGUUUACAGGAACUCGUACAAGAAGAACAUCUGUGUAGACUUGCUGAGGGACGGUUACCUGAACUCCUUCAUUGAGCUCUUUGCUCUCAUUGAGAAAUGGGAGAAGAUGAGGCAAGUGGCCAGAGAGAAGGAGACCUUAUGGCUGCAGAGGCCCCUGGAGGAGCAGCCAGACAAGCUGGAUCGUCUCUACUACCACCUGACCAAAGCUGAGGAGGCAAAGAGGAAAAACUCCCUUGAAGAGGUCUAUAACAACCUGUACGCACUAGCCUGUUACUUCAAUAAUAAUGAAGACAAGUGGGUCAGGAAUCACUUCUUUGAACGGUGUUUUGAGGUGGCUAAAGGAAUCCGACUCGAUGGCGGGAGGAAGGAGGCCGAAGCACACAGAAAUAUGGGUUUUCUCUACGAGGAAGACGGACAGCUUCAUGAUGCUACCGAGCACUACGAAGCCUUCCAUCACCUGACCCAGGGACGGCUCUGGAAGGACGAGUCUGGUCGCCUGCUCUACUUGUUGGCCUGCGAGAGUCUCUUGAGGACCCUCCGCUUACUCGCUGACAAAAUGCUGGAAAAUAAAGACUACAAACAGGCCAUCAAAGUCCUAAUAAAAGCUUCUGAAAUCGCCAAAGACGGGAAUGAAAAGAAGAUGGAAGGACAAGCUUCCCAUUACUUGGGCUUAGCACACUUAGCUGCUGGAGAGUAUGAUACUGCGCUAACGGCCCUGAACAAUUUCUGUAGAAUCUCAGCAGAUCUCCAAGAUAAUCUCAGUCAGAGCAAAGCCUAUGAAGCCAUAGCCAAGGUCCUGCAGUGCCAAGGAAAGAUGGCAGAGGCAAUUAAAUACUUGAAAAGGUUGUUGAAAAUUGCAAGAAGCCAUUUCCAAAAUCUUGAUAUCGUGAAAGCAAGCACCAUGCUUGGGGACAUCUACAAUGAAAAUGGAAACUACAGAAAAGCUACUGAAUAUUUUCAGCAAGCAUUUAAUACAACAGCACAGCUAACAAGUAUUGCUAUGAUGGAUGAAACCAAAGUUCAUUAUGGAAUAGCCAGAGCUCAUAAGAUGAUGCUGAGUGUUAACCAUUACAUCGAAACUGCAGAUCACAAUAGUUUGGAAAGCCUACUUUCCUGGAAAGAGAAUAGAAGUGAUAUUGCGGCAAAUUUUGGUAAGUUAAGACCCACAGUGGAAGAAAGUUCAUCUCAGAGCCUAGAGAAACUGGAGGAACUCAGUAGAGAGUCAGAUGAUCAAAAUGAAGAGACUUAAAUCAGUUUUUGAUUCAACUACAAUGCAAGAAGUGUA
Messenger RNA from Suncus etruscus (white-toothed pygmy shrew), 1467 nucleotides. RefSeq names its product tetratricopeptide repeat domain 29 (gene TTC29). Gene Ontology annotation, molecular function: protein binding. The transcript is spliced from 11 exons. Lineage: Eukaryota; Metazoa; Chordata; Mammalia; Eulipotyphla; Soricidae. The record is from RefSeq and is a predicted model, not a curated record. Bases 4 to 1431 code for a protein of 475 amino acids.